This is a messenger RNA of Acaulospora colombiana, 248 nucleotides long. Lineage: Eukaryota; Fungi; Glomeromycota; Glomeromycetes; Diversisporales; Acaulosporaceae. The record is from the annotation of a GenBank genome assembly.
CUACACCCAAACAGACAACAGUAGAAAAGAAGCCCAACAGUGCAAAAAAAAUUGCAAGAUUGGUAAAGAAAAAUCCAGCAGAUUUGAAACCCAUCUCCCUUCAAAUGCAACAACUUCAGGCCUGUGGCCCUCAAGACCUCACAAGAAUGGAUGCCCCCAGCUCAUCAUCCUGGAGUAACAGCUUCAAAAAGGAAACUGAUCUAGUAAAAAAUAACACAGAUCUGACAGACUCAGACACAGAAAUAUGA